AUGGGGAAAAAGAUAAAAUACUCUUUGUUUUUCCAUUGUAGUGCAUUUGCAACACUCGAAGAAGAAGCGUGUACAGAGCUUGUGCCAUACUUAGGUUUCAUUCUUGAAACAUUGGUGUUUGCCUUCAAUAAAUACCAGCACAAGAAUUUACUUAUCCUGUAUGAUGCCAUUGGUACCUUGGCUGAUUCAGUUGGUCACCAUCUGAACAAGCCAGAGUACAUCACAAUGCUAAUGCCACCACUUAUUCAAAAAUGGAAUGAACUCAAGGACGAAGACAAGGAUUUGUUUCCUUUGCUGGAAUGCCUGUCCUCUGUUGCCACGGCAUUGAGAUCUGGCUUCCUUCCUUAUGCAAGACCUGUUUUUCAGAGAUGCGUAUCACUGGUGGAAAAGACACUUGCGCAGAGCUUGGUAAGCCAACAGAUCUGAAAUUCUGAAACUAUA
Molecule: messenger RNA, 441 nt
Organism: Exaiptasia diaphana
Lineage: Eukaryota; Metazoa; Cnidaria; Anthozoa; Actiniaria; Aiptasiidae
Product: transportin-1
Exons: 3
Coding region: 1-426 (141 amino acids)
Biological process (GO): protein import into nucleus
Cellular component (GO): nucleus; cytoplasm
Molecular function (GO): nuclear import signal receptor activity
Source: RefSeq, a predicted model, not a curated record